AUCUGCGUUUGCGCCUGCGCACUAACUGCUGCUCUGUUGUACGUUUACAGUGGCGAGAAUGGCUCCUCCGAGCGAGGCGAUCGUAGAGUGGCAGACCAGUCAAAUUAUCAAAUAUCUGCUUGCGGACGACGAUGAAAUUGAAGAACGUAGAUCCCAUGAUGAUAUGAUAGAGGCGGACGGUCCCGGCGGUAAGUGUAUUUCUUCAUUUGUAUUAAUUUUUUUUCACACAAUGAAUGACUGAAAGGUAAAGUGUUAUCUGUUGAGUCAGGGAGGUUGCAUCAUUGGCUACAGUACAGUAGCUUUCAUUUUCUCAUCGGAAAUGGGGUUAAAAUUAAAAAGUGGGAAUUCAUUUUCAAAUGUCGUUAAAGCAACAAUUAAAUAGCAUUGUAUAAUCACAUAAAUAACACAGAUAUGGUUUAGUAUUUGUCCACUGACCAGCAUAUGUAGUCCAGUGCCUCUGCUUAUGCAACCUUUAAACGGUGAACCUUUAACCUGUAAACCCUCUUUAUCUCAGCACCUUCAGUCUGAUCCUGAUGUUAUUAACAGGCUAGGUAGGCUGAGGGACCCCACUGUGUUUACCGUAGAAGGUAUCUUUGAGUACAGAAAUAACAGUGACUAUCAUUAGGUUUCACAUCCUCUGUGCUUCUGUGUUUUUAUUUUCAGAUGAUUUUGAUCCGGUUAUAAUAGCUGAUAAACUAAGAAGUGUGGGUGAUGCCCUGAGUGAAGACUACAGGUUUAAAGCCGCAAUGACUGAACUGAAGAAAGCAGCAGCACAAGAGGUAUUCAUACACAUAUGCAAAUAUGUUUGUCCUGUUUUCAUGUUUGUAGUAUUUUAUGGGAUCACAGGGACAGCUUUCUUUACUUUCUGCAUGUUGUGGAUGUAAACCCAUUUGCACAAUAACAUCCUGAAUCGACUGGAUUUUGAAAUCUUCAGCUGAGCAUCUUAUACAUUGAAUUUUAUAAACAGGUUUAUGUAUAUUUUCAUAACGAAUUGUAUGAAUACCAGGAUAAGAAGCUGUGGCAGACCUCUCAUCCACACUGUUUUUGUGUUUGUAGGGGUGAUUAUAUUAUAGGUAAUGUUAGUCUAGGUAAAAUGAUUGAUGUUAAAGUUUGGAGAUUGAAUAUUGUUUCAAUUUCCUGUUGUCUGAUUUCCAUACCACUGUUUAUUUCUUUUUCAGGCUGCAGAGGCAGCUUUCAGUUGUGGCGUGGAGGCCUUAUGUCAGUCUCAGGUCGCACAGAAGGCGGAAGUUUCUCCAGAGAUGCAGCUUAUCAGAGCUUCAGUUGCCUUUGGACUUUAUAUCAAGAAAUCUAGCCCUGAUCUAAGAAAUAAAGUCCAAAGUACAAUGAUUGCAUUUCUCAACAGGCGAGUGGGCACGUGGGUGACUCAGCAAGGUGGAUGGGUAAGUGUGUCAUUUUGAAUGACUUGAACAUGGCUCCUUACCACGGAAGUCCAACAGCCCUUUGCACCCAAAUAAGCUUCAAAUGAUGGCAUAUCUGUGUUUGCAUACAGAAAACACAAACUGGUACAAACACAGUAACCAAAAUGUCACUUCAUUUGUCCAUUCAAGUGGAAUAAAACAGUAGUCAAUGAUACAGCAUUUUAUGAUCAGUUUUAAAUAGUGAUGCAAAAAUAGGAUUUAGCUGACCUUUUUCCAUUUUUAAGUUAAUGUUCAACCAACAGUUCAAAUGCAGAAUCAAGUCUGUGGAAUUUUAAGUUCUGCAAGGAAAUAUGUCAUUUAGUUGAGACUAUUUUAAGCGUCUGAUGUUGAGUUUCAUUUCUUGUAAUUUCUCCUGUUUAAGAAGAAAUGAAUAUUGGGUAAAAGUAGUUCCUUGUUUUUAAACCGUCACACCUUACUGUAUUAAAACUAAAGAGAAUAUACUUGGUCAGGCACAUGUCUUAACCACACACAACUCUAAUAUUACCUUGUUGGUUUACUCAUCAGGAAUGCAUUGGACUUGUUUAACAGGACUAGACUUGAACUCACCACAUUAACUUAACAGAAGAAAAAGAGGACAAGCUUCUCUCAGUUUCAAUAUCGUGACUGUUGUUUUUAAGUCUAGCAAAAAGUAAACAAAGAAAGAUUCUGGUGUUAAACUUUGCCAGAUAAGCUCAGGGUUUUACAGUUAAUCUCAAAUGUCUCACAGCCACAGAUUAAAUGCUUGUCACAGUGACUUCCUGGAGUUAUAAAUUCCGUCUGUACACAGAGAGAGCAGCUGUGUGCUGUGUGUUGAGUGUCUGAUAAGCUUUACUCUUAGAUCUACGACUGAAACUGGGGACCCAUUUUUCUUUGUAACACAAAUGCUUGACACAGUAAGCCCAAACAGAAGAGUGCAGCCUUUUUAAUUUCAUGUCUUCUUUUGCGCUGCUUAUUCUCUCUGCAAAAUGGUAUCACUUUGAUCUACAUGUAAAGAAGCUAUGAACUGCCGAACAGCUUAACAGACCCCACAAGAUAGUUGUGUAUGACUUGGAUGUCCAGUUCCAUUCUGUAGUAACAAUCUGUAACUGUGUGCUUGGUGUCUUUCAGGAUAAGGUGAAAGUUUAAGUCCAAGUCUCGCCACAGCGGAUUCACACCAGUGAGAGAGGAAGCUUAUUCACCAGUACAACAAAUUUCACCAGCUGACCUUAUUGAGCCACCUUGACUGCCUGUAAUCUGUUUUAUCGUGCAGGCAGACUGCCAUCACACACUAAAGCCUUUUCAAUCUGCUGUCUCACUAAGUUUCUGUUUCACAAUCUUGCACUAAGCCAAUUCUGUAGUACAUGAGUCUACAGUAAAUCACAAUGUUGGGCGAUCAUGGAUUUUAAAACCUGAAGUGAAAUUUGAUUAAAUUGAUUCCAGGUGUUUUUGAGAGGAAAAAUUAUCAUUAUUAUCAUUAUCAACUCCAUUAUUUAUCUGCUGCUGAUUUUGAUUGGCUGAUAAAUAACAUCAGAAGUCAUUGUGCAGAAUAGGUCUUCAUCAAAUGUCACGCACUAUAGUAGCAUCAUUCUUCUAAAUUUACUUUCCACUAUGUCAGUGUUGCACAGUACUGAUGUAACUUAUUCAUUUUUGUGAUCGCAUUUGUACGUACAGUAUAGAUGUGCCAAGUAACAAGUAGUGACUAUUAUAAUUUUGCACUGUUAAACAACCAUAUUCAGACUUUGGGAUUUAUGUGUAUGAAAUAAUUUAUUCAAUCAGGAAUGUCUCUCAGACUUCAAAUCAAGAUGUGUUUUAGGGCGGUUGAUCAAAUGAAAUUGUUUGUUAUUGUUUUUUUUCCAAAGCUUUAUACGGGUAUUUAUCAUGGUGCUUGAAUCUUUUUAUCAAGCUUAGUGGGCUUUUGUGCUAAUCAGGUGAUGGAUGAAACAUUUAAACUUUGAUAUGUUUUUUUUUUCAUUAUGCUAUUUGUGUUUACAUGUUACAGUUGUGAUAUCCAAGUUGGAACCACCAGAAAAGCACCAAAACAUUUAAUGUAAUGUUAUAUGGAUAGCUUUGUUUUAUUUGUAGCUUGUUUUGAGGGAAAGUGCACAUAUUAUUGUUUUGUAAUUUUAUAAAAACAAUUUCAUUAAAAAAAUGUGCAACUGUGAAAA
Xyrichtys novacula (pearly razorfish) is the source of this 3562-nucleotide messenger RNA. The record is from the annotation of a GenBank genome assembly. Lineage: Eukaryota; Metazoa; Chordata; Actinopteri; Labriformes; Labridae.